Molecule: messenger RNA, 1829 nt
Organism: Paramecium octaurelia
Lineage: Eukaryota; Ciliophora; Oligohymenophorea; Peniculida; Parameciidae
Source: the annotation of a GenBank genome assembly
CAAAAUAACUAUGUUUGCUUGUGGUGGCAAAAGCAAAAAGGCUAAUUAAUAAGGAGCUAUUUCCUUAGAGGAUAAGUGUAAAAUUCACAAUAACAAUUAUGACUGUGUAAGUUUAAAUUAUACAGACAGAAGUCAAACAUUUAAAGCAUGUGCUUUGUGUAAACAGUCUAGAACAAAGGAAUAGUUUAUAACUUUUAAAGAAAUGUAAAAUAAACUCUAAACUUAAACAUCAAAUGAUUUAGUUGGGGAAUACAAAUUAAAAAUGACUCCAUUAUUUAAUGAGACUGAAUAAUUGAGAAUCAAAUUAAUAUAAACAGCUGAUUCUAUUCAUGAAAUCUUAUUGAAUGGCAUCCAUUAAUUAUUUGUUAAUUGCAUAUUUAAGAAAUUACCCAAUAAUCUUUUCACUGUUGAAGACAUAUUCGAUGUAAUUAAAUUUGAUAAUCCUAAUCUAGUUAGUCACUCCAAAUACUAUUAAUCAAUUUAGUUCUAUUAUUGAUCAGCAGAUUCCAUUUUAAAAAGGAGAUGAUUUAACCGCAAGUCUAUUGACUAAAGUACUAUUUCAUGACCAGGAAGCAAAACAAUUUAUAGAUGCUAUAAAAGAUGCUCAAGGAGUUAAAAAGAAAUUGGAAAAGAUUCUAAAUGAGUUUACUCAAUACAAAAAUGAAAUUUCUAAGAAGAUUGAAUAGAUGAGUAAAUAGGUACGAUAAUAAAUCUUAAUGAUUUUAGAGUGUAGCUGAGGCUCCAAAGGUAGAUUUAUAGGAGCCAACAUUUUAGUUUUUAAUUGAGAAAAAUAAACAAGAAUAAGAAUAUUUGGUUGAAUAAAUUAAAUCUGUAAUAAAUGUUAGUUAAAUAAAAAGAUUUAUGGAGUGAAAGACUUAGUAAUAGAGCCAAACCAAAUGGAGAGGCAAGAAAAUCCUUAAGUGAAGUCGAUCGUUUCAAUUGAUUAAAAAUUACUUGCCUAUAGUUCUGGGACUAGAAUUUUUAUAUUUGACAAAACUAAAAACUUUUCAUUUAUUUCAUAAGUAGAUUGCGAGAAUGAUAUUUCAGCUUUGUGUUCAGUGACAUUAGAUAAAAAAACAUAUAUAAUUGCAAGGUAUAAUAAGGAAUAAUAUUAAGUGUUGAAGAGAAUGAAGAAUCGUUUUAGUUGUAAUUUUGGGAUUGGGAAACCUUUGACAAAUGGAAAGUCAUCAAUGCUCAUGACAAAUAUAUUUGGUAGAUCAUCAAUUUACCUAAAAAUCUAAUAGCAUCAUGUUCAGAAGAUGGAGUAAAUAUCUAUUGUUAUUUAAGACUAUUAAAAUCUUUAAUACUUAAACCUAAUAACAAUUGUAGAAGAUCGCUGUUCAUUAAGCAAGUGUUAACGAUAUAGCGUUGAUAACUCCGGAAAUUAUAGCCUCAGUGUCUGAUGAUGGUACUCUUGUGGCUUCCAAAUUUUUAACUGGAGAUCUAGUUGGAAUUGUUCCUUAGGAUAGUGAAAUUAAGUCAGUGAUUGCUUUGGAUGGAGUUAGAUUUGUUACUGGAAAUAGUGCUGGAGAAGUAAGAAUUUACACUUUUGUUUAAUCAAUCGAAAUAUAGCAAGUCAUCAAGGCUCAUGACUCUAUAGUUAGAUUUCUUAGUAGAAUAGACUAAAAGUAAUUAGAUCAUUUAAUGUGUUUUAGAUUAUUUGUUACAUCUUCUUGGGAUGGUACUCACAAAUUUAUUUCUGUUGUUGAUGGAGAAAUCAAAGUGAUCAAUGGACCUAAGAAGAAUUUCCCUGAACCACUUCUUUGGAUUUAGGAGGCAGGUUGUUUAGUUGCUUCAUCCGGUGGAAUUCUUCAAAAAUAUAAAUGAAA